Molecule: messenger RNA, 3945 nt
Organism: Bipolaris zeicola 26-R-13
Lineage: Eukaryota; Fungi; Ascomycota; Dothideomycetes; Pleosporales; Pleosporaceae
Exons: 2
Coding region: 1-3945 (1314 amino acids)
Biological process (GO): mitochondrial tRNA 3'-end processing
Cellular component (GO): mitochondrion
Molecular function (GO): 3'-tRNA processing endoribonuclease activity; oxidoreductase activity
Source: RefSeq, a predicted model, not a curated record
AUGGCGUCUCCCCAAGCACCGGUAGCACCCUUGUACAAGAACAUUAUCAUUUCUGGUGGGGCUCGAGGCAUUGGCCGAGCAUUGACCAGGAUGAUGCUUGAGGCUGGUCACCACGCCUACGUCUUCGACAUUGACGAAGAAGAACUCGACCAUACGUGUAAAGUUCACCUCCAGCAGUACUACGCGGACGGUAGACUAGGAUAUGCCAUCUGCGAUCUUCGGAACGUGAAUGAGAUCCGAGCCAAAGUCAAGGAGGCUGCCAGCUUCUUUAACGAUCGAAUCGAUGUUCUCAUCAACAAUGGUGGAAUUGCUAGUCCCCAGUGGAAGGACGGCAAGACAAUGGAAGACCCCUCAACAAUUGAUGAGUGGCAGGCGUACAUCGACACGAAUCUCACUGCUCCAUUUGCCAUGAGUCAAGCAUGUGUUCCUUACAUGAAGGCACGAGCCUCGGAUGUUGAAGAGGGGGCGCACAUGCAGAAUGCAAACAACUCCAGCCCUGCAGGACCCUGUAUCAUACACAUUGGCUCAUUCCGCGCACACCAGUCGGACCCCAACCAGGAGGGAUAUGCAUCAAGCAAGUCUGGUCUGAUUGGACUGAUGCACUCAAUGGCAAUCAGUCUGGGGCAUCUAGGUAUCAGGGUUAAUCUCAUUGCGCCCGGUCGCAUCAAGGUGGCACAUGAGAGCAAGGAGGGCGACGAGAAGGGGACAGAUUGGGCCAGUCAAAUCAGCGAAAAGGAUAUUUCAGACCACCCAACGAACAGAGCUGGUAGACCGAAGGAUAUCGCUGAUGCUGCGCUGUAUCUGAUUGAGGCAGGCUUCGUGACUGGCCAGGACAUCACGCCACUCGAACCCGUCGAUGCAAAAAGCAGACCACUUGCGGAUAGUAGCAGCCUAAGGAAGAAUUCAAAAGACAUGUCCUGCAGCAUUGAAGUCAUUACUACGCCGACGGCCGACAGCCCAGGUACUGCGCUCGUACUGCGCACGGCAAGCAAGCACUAUGUCUUUGGCAGCAUGGCAGAGGGUACACAGCGUGCAAUGGUGCAACAGGGAACGCGCUUGUUGAAGGCACAGGAUUUCUUCCUCACUGGCAGGGCCGAAUGGAAGAAUAUGGGCGGGCUCAUUGGCAUGAUGCUCACACUGGCCGACGCAAGCACAAGCUCCUACACCACCUCCAUGGAAACCUUCCGACUGGCUCAGGAGCGAGGCAAGAAGGCUGAAAUACCGCCGAAGCCACAUUUUGAUGUAUACGGUCCCCCCAACUUGAAGCACACACUGGGUACAUGCCGGAGGUUCAUCUUUCGGAAAGGCAUACCCAUUGCUGCCACCGAAUACACAAACCAUUCACCGGCUAAGGAUGAGAAUGGUGUCAUACUUCCCACAUGGCAAGACUCCAACAUCAAUGUUUGGGCCAUGUCGGUCUCUCCAGCUGGCUCCCAACCAGAUGCACAAACAGAAGCCGAAAUAGAGGAACGGCGACGACACUUUGAUACGUGUCUGAACACCUUCGAGGACUUCCAGGCCCCAGAAAACGAAACUCCAGAAGCUCGCGAAGUCAGAUACGAUAAGAUACGGACUGCGACCAUCAAGUUCAUGUUUGAUUCCAAUUGGAGCUUUGACACCCUUGUCGAGCAACACAUCUCAGAGGUGAAAAUGCCAGCCGCUAUGUUUGUUCGCAACCCGGAAACUCACAGCUAUGAACCUUACAACGGGCCGAAGCCAGGAGGGUCAGAACCUCUGCCCGAUAUCACCGUAUGGACACGGACACCUUGGCCUGGCGCCCAGAUUCUGGCUCUCCCGCCGACUAAACCUGCUUCGGAGUGCGUCUCGUACAUUGUGCGAUCGCACCCUACCCGUGGCCAGUUUGAUGUUGCGCGUGCGAAAAAGCUGGGCAUCACCCCAGGGCCAAAAUUUGGCCAGCUUUCCAAAGGCAUAUCAGUCCAGAAUGCUAGUGGAGAGUGGGUCACACCGGAGCAAGUCAUGGGUGCGGAUAGGCCUGGUCAAGGAAUCGCUAUUCUUGAUGUUCCCUCAGUCGAUUAUGUUGAAAGUGUUGUUCAACGAGAGGAGCUCAACUCGCCAGAAGUCAUGAAGGGUAUCGGAGCUAUCGUCUGGAUGCUUGGCCCGGGCGUGGCAGGCCACCCAACUCUAACAGAGUUCAUGAAGAAACUGAGUGACGUGGAACAUGUCAUAUCCUCUAUAGAUACUGCUCCUAAUCGUAUGACUAAUGACUCGGUUGCCAUUCAAGCUACGCGUCUUGGACAAGUAGAUCCUGCCAGAUACUCCACGCCCGUGUUUGACAGUACCAGCAUCCCUCAGAAGAGUAUCUACAGAGCCGGCCAGUCGGCGUCAUCUGAGCUGCCAGAGGGUGUUAUUGCUGCUGACCGAGGGUUGACCUUUGCACUUAUGCCAAGAUUUAUCAUGAAGAAAGAGUCGAUCUCGAGGCCUUUUGACGUCGAGGCGGCAAGACGAGACACGGCGAUCGAGGUACUCAAGUUGGCCCAGGAAGCUCAGGUAGUAGUGGAACACAAUCGCGAGGACAUGAACAAGUGGAGAAAACUCCUGGCGCGUCCAGAUACAGAAGUCAUUACGCUCGGUACGGGCUCGGCCUUACCAUCAAAGUACCGCAAUGUUUCUGCGACUUUGGUUCAGGUUCCCGGCAUUGGCAACUACUUGUUUGACUGCGGCGAGAACACGCUCGGACAGCUUGCGAGAGUUUUUCCCCACGAGGAGCUCAUCGAUGUUCUCAAGAAUCUGAGGGCGAUCUGGAUCAGCCACUUGCACGCUGAUCAUCAUCUGGGGACAGCUGCAGUGAUCCGGGCCUGGUACCAAGUAGUGCACAACAGUGUGCCAAACCUGCAGCCACUCGGCAAUACUGUGGGUGGCAUUGACAUCAGUGCGUAUGGUUUAUCUGUCAUUUCACAUAAUGGCAUGCUCCAGUGGCUGCAUGAGUAUUCCGCGAUUGAAGAUUUCGGAUACAGUCGCAUCUUGCCGUUGCAAAUCACUGCCAAUGAACAAGGCAGCUCUUCCCGACUCUCGAUCAUGAACACGUUCGGAAAGGAGAGACCAGAAAAUCCAGAAGUGCACAGAUCAGUGUAUGAGAAGUUCUUUGGUUUCGAGGAUAUUCAGACUGCGCUCGUAGCGCAUUGCCAUGGCUCCAUGGCCGUCUCAAUCACCUUUCCUCGCUCACCCUCAGACCCCAAAGGUGUCAAGCCGCUCAAAGUCAGCUACUCAGGCGACUGCAGACCAAGCUGGCACUUUUCAAAAAUCGGCACAGACACCACUGUGCUCAUCCACGAAGCAACAUUUGACGACGCGCUCUUGGGCGAUGCCAAAGCAAAGAAGCAUUCGACCACCUCCGAAGCCUUGGGCAUCGGCGCAAAAAUGAACGCCAAAGCAGUCGUCCUCACCCACUUCAGCCAGCGCUACCAAAAAAUCCCGGUCCUACAAACAGUCACAGACGGCGAGCAAGAAGAUCCCCUCCUCGACCCGUCAAAAACCGCCGAAGACCCCACAGACAACGACGACGAAGUCGAUCCUACCCUCGAAAACGCAGACAAUAUGGACAUCCAUCCCACCAGCGCCCCACCCCCGCGCGACGCCGCCAAACCCAUCCCCACCCUCCAGCGCCAGUCGUCAUCACUCGCCAAAAUGGAGCAAGUAGUCAAGAUCCGCAACAAAGACCUCAAAGUCGCCAUUGCGUUCGACUACAUGCGCGUGCGCAUCGGCGAUAUCUGCGAGUUGGAGCAUUUCACUGAUGCGCUGAAUACGCUGUUGCUUAAAGAGGCGGAGGCGGACGGUGAGAUUGCGGAUGGGGAGGCGAGUGAGGGGAAGGGUAGUGCGAAGAGGGCUAGUGAGAGUGAUGGCGAAGGGGGGAAGAGGAAUAAGAAGAAGGCUAAGACGAAGCAGGUGCAGAAGGGGAAGAAAGAGAAGAGUGUGAGGAAUAAUUAG